This is a messenger RNA of Nymphaea colorata (pocket water lily), 1318 nucleotides long. RefSeq names its product bifunctional protein FolD 2. Gene Ontology annotation, cellular component: cytosol. Gene Ontology annotation, molecular function: methenyltetrahydrofolate cyclohydrolase activity; methylenetetrahydrofolate dehydrogenase (NADP+) activity. Lineage: Eukaryota; Viridiplantae; Streptophyta; Magnoliopsida; Nymphaeales; Nymphaeaceae. The transcript is spliced from 5 exons. Gene Ontology annotation, biological process: tetrahydrofolate interconversion. The coding region runs from base 65 to 964 and encodes 299 amino acids. The record is from RefSeq and is a predicted model, not a curated record.
GUGGCCAGGUGGGCUGGAUAAAUAACCAAGAAAGGGAGGUCAGGGGACAUUGAUUGGAGAUACCAUGGCGUCGGAGCAUGAGGGCGGCUGCGUCAUCAUCGACGGCAAGGCCAUCGCCGGCACCAUCCGCAGCGAAAUUGCCAAGGAUGUGCAAGAUCUCUCCCAGAAAUACGGCAAAGUGCCUGGACUUGCUGUUAUAAUUGUUGGGACCAGGAAAGACUCACAGAGCUAUGUGAGCAUGAAGAAGAAAGCAUGUGCUGAGGUUGGCAUUAAGUCAUUUGGUGUUGAUCUACCAGAGGAUGUAUCAGAAGAAGAACUAAUAGAGAAAAUUCACGAGUUUAAUUCCAAUCCUGAUGUGCAUGGCAUACUUGUGCAACUUCCACUGCCUAAACAUAUAAAUGAGGAGAAAGUCCUGGCUGAAAUCAGCAUUGAGAAAGACGUUGAUGGAUUUCAUCCUUUAAAUAUUGGUAAACUUGCAAUGAAGGGAAGGGAACCCUUAUUUCUACCCUGCACACCAAAGGGGUGCCUUGAAUUGUUAUCCAGGAGUGGCAUCCCGAUAAAAAACAAGAGGGCAGUAGUAGUUGGGAGAAGUAACAUCGUUGGGCUACCAGUGUCAUUGAUGCUUCUCAAAGCUGAUGCAACUGUGACAAUUGUCCACUCCCGUACUCAAGAUCCUGAAAAAAUUGUUCGUGAAGCAGACAUUGUCAUAGCUGCUGCAGGGCAGGCAAUGAUGAUCAAAGGUAACUGGCUCAAACCUGGUGCAGCAGUCAUUGAUGUUGGAACAAAUGCUGUUGAUGACCCAUCUAGGAAAACUGGCUAUCGUCUAGUUGGUGAUGUUGAUUUUGAUGAAGCAAAGAAGGUGGCAGGAUGGCUGACCCCUGUUCCUGGCGGUGUUGGUCCCAUGACUGUUGCUAUGUUGCUCAAGAAUACUUUGGAAGGUGCCAUACGCAAAAUCAAGAUCUGAUGAAGGAGAGUAUGCUUGCCAAGCAAAUUCAAUGUUUUUAUAACCCUGCAUUCAUUUCCUUUGUCUCCUUGUCAUGUAGUUUUAAUUUCCCUUUAGAGACAUGUUAUUGUCAACGCAUCUUGGAAAAGCAGAGGAAGAUGUUACGUUUUGCGCUUCUGUACUGUAGCUAUGCAUGAGGUCAACUGGUGGAUGUUGUUAGCAUGUUAUAUUUAUUGAUGGCAAAGCUUAUGAUUCCAGGUUCACUGAAAAUGAAGUGUUUAAUACAUUGGAAGGGUGUGACUCAGCAGUCAGCAUUAAGGUGUCACUUUGACAUUCUGGAAGUAAUAAAUUUGAGUUCUUUGCUUCGUUAGUGUA